ACAUGCACACACACUGUGGAGAGAGGGAGAGUAUCGGCUCUCUGGAAGCCGUGCAGUGAAGCUCUGCCCGGGAGAGGAAGGAAGCUUUACUUUGCACCUGAGACACGGAGCGAAAGAUAAAUGAGGAACAAACUCAAACUCGCGUGCCUUUUCCUUUAAUAUGCUGCCAUGUGUGUUCAGGGGAAUUCACGUGGAGAGGAUAUCCAGAAUGGCUUCCAGGAUUAACCUCUGCUCUCGGUAGAACUACCAGAAGUUCACGUCCGUUUGCACAGCAUUUCACAGCCUGGGAAAUUCCAUAAUGUAAAUAUAUCUUGCUCCUUUUUUUCCCUCAUUCAACCUACGGCUUUGGGAGAUGAACCCUAGAGGAUCUACCGGGAGGGCUAUUUCCUUCAUUUGGAUUUAGAAUUAUCUUUGGCUGGGACUACGGUAGCGGUGGCUGGUUGUGGCGGCGGUGGUGGUGGGAGGACCUUACCACCUUGGAACACGGGAUUAACUUUACAAAAGCACGCGCCACCAUGAGGAUAUCCGCCCCCUCCUGUCUCUGUCCCUUUCUGGUCUGCCUCUGUUUCAUCCAGAGGUGCUAUGGGGCGAGCCACCACCUCCCCGCCAAAGUGCCCUCUUUCAGGAACGGGACCAAACUGGCCAACGGGGAGACGGAGGUGCAUCACAGGCCGAAGCGCGGCUGGAUCUGGAACCAGUUCUUUGUUUUAGAAGAACACCUGGGAACAGAAGCACAGUAUGUCGGAAAGCUUCACUCUAACUCGGAUAAAGGCGAUGGAUCCGUCAGGUACAUUCUGAGCGGGGAUGGAGCUGGGAAUAUAUUUGUUAUCGACGAAGUGACGGGGGAUAUUUCCGCCACCAAAAGCUUGGAUCGAGAAAGUAAAUCACAUUAUGUCCUGCAUGCACAAGCCUUGGACCGCAACACCGAGGAGGCGCUGGAACCAAAGUCGGAAUUCAUCAUCAAAGUACAAGACAUCAAUGACAAUGCACCAACAUUUCCAGAUGGACCCGUUGUGGCUACGGUGCCGGAGAUGUCUGAAUUGGGCACUUCGGUGUUGCAAGUAACUGCGUCUGAUGCUGACGAUCCCACCUACGGAAACAGUGCCAGAAUAGUCUACAGUGUUCUACAAGGACAGCCAUAUUUCUCCAUCGACCCCAAGACAGGGAUCAUCAGGACGGCCUUAUCUGAGAUGGACCGGGAAGCCAGAGAACACUACACCGUCGUUAUCCAAGCCAAAGACAUGGCGGGCCAGGUGGGGGGGCUCUCCGGCUCCACCACCAUCAACAUCACACUGACGGAUGUGAACGACAACCCACCAAUGUUCCCCCAAAAAAAUUACCAGCUGUACGUCCCUGAAUCGGCUCAAGUAGGAAAACCGGUGGGUAAGAUCAAAGCCACUGAUGAGGACCUUGGCGUCAAUGCAGACAUCAAGUACAGCAUCAUUAACUCCGAAGGGGCCAACACGUUCUCCAUCUCCACGGAGAGGGACACGAGAGAGGGGAUCAUAAGCCUCAAAAAGUUUGGUAAUAACUCGCUCAGCUCAGAGGAAUGCGGGGCCUGCAAUGGCAGCUCAGAUCAUCAGAUCAAAGGUUCCUGUUUCAUCAGAACGGAUCAGCUGGACGGAGAAACGGACUGGAAGCUGAAGGUCGCCGUGUGCUGCACGCAGCGGCUCCCAGCAGUGGGGGAUCUCUUCUCCAUCAGCGCCUAUGUCUACGCCCAGAAGCCUCAGCUGGACAUCCACAGCUUCGAGGGGAACUUCACAAGGGAAGAUGCUGACCCUCAGAUCCACGAGAGUCUGAGCAUUGAAAACACUCUGUGGGCCAGCACAGUCGUCGCAUCUGGCACGGUGAUAGGGGUGGUGAUCUACACAGGCAAAGAGACCAGAAGCGUACUGAACACAUCCUCUGCCAAGAACAAGGUGGGCUUACUGGACCUUGAGCUGAACCGCCUCACCAAGGCUCUGUUCCUGGCCCAGGUGGUCCUGUCUGUUGUCAUGGUAGCAGUGCAGGGAUUUGUGGGUCCUUGGUUUCGCAACCUUUUCCGAUUUGUCGUGCUUUUCUCUUACAUCAUCCCUAUCAGUUUGCGUGUAAAUCUGGACAUGGGGAAGUCGGCUUACGGCUGGAUGAUCAUGAAAGACGAAAACAUCCCAGGCACUGUAGUGAGAACCAGCACCAUCCCAGAAGAACUGGGCCGGCUGGUCUAUCUGCUGACAGACAAGACAGGCACAUUGACUCAGAACGAAAUGGUCUUCAAGCGGCUGCACCUGGGAACAGUAUCCUACGGCACGGACACCAUGGACGAGAUACAGAGCCACAUAGCUCAGUCAUAUGCACAGCCGCCCUCCCAGCCCUCCAAUGGAAACACCAGCGGCACCACUCCAGCACGGAAAACCCAAAGCUCGGGCCCGAAGGUCCGCAAGAGCGUCAGAAGUCGCAUCCACGAGGCUGUGAAGGCCAUCGCCCUGUGCCACAACGUCACACCGGUCUAUGAGUCCCAUGCCGCCGUGAACGGAGAGACGGAGUCUGCUGAGGCCGACCAGGACUUCAGUGAUGACAACCGAGCCUACCAGGCCUCCAGCCCUGAUGAGGGUCCUAAUCCUCAGGCCUCGGCGCACAUUAGCAUGAUCCACAGAGUGCGCCAGCAGACAGGGGGAGAGAGUCUGGAGACGGAGGCUGUGUAUGUGGCUGGACUAGCUGUGCUGUGUUUACAUGCAGCCUUGUUCUGUACGGGCAUGCAGGGGAAAUAA
Molecule: messenger RNA, 2747 nt
Organism: Notothenia coriiceps (black rockcod)
Lineage: Eukaryota; Metazoa; Chordata; Actinopteri; Perciformes; Nototheniidae
Product: cadherin-18-like
Exons: 16
Coding region: 516-2747 (743 amino acids)
Biological process (GO): adherens junction organization; cell migration; cell morphogenesis
Cellular component (GO): catenin complex; plasma membrane; adherens junction
Molecular function (GO): beta-catenin binding; ATP binding; transporter activity
Source: RefSeq, a predicted model, not a curated record